AACUUCGCGAGCCGAAAAGAUGGCGGCUGUGGCUGUGCCGCUGCAGGGCUUGCGGCGCUUGUGUCGCGUGCUGCUGUUCCUCUCGCAGUUCUACAUCCUGUCGGGCGGCGGGUCCUUAAAUGUAGAGCCUUCGCAGCCGCUGGCUCAAUCAGUCAAGGAUCCGGGCCCGACACGUACUUUCACAGUAGUUCCCAGGGCAGCAGAAAGUACCGAUAUUCCACCUUAUGUGACGAAGUGUCCAAGCAAUGGUUUGUGUAGCAGACUUCCCGCAGACUGUAUAGAGUGCAAGACCAAUUUCUCCUGUGUCUAUGGGAAGCCUGUCACUUUUGACUGCACAGUCAAACCUUCUGUUACCUGUGUUGAUCAAGACUUCAAAUCCCAAAAGAACUUCAUCAUCAACAUGACUUGCAGAUUCUGCUGGCAGCUUCCGGAAACAGACUACGAGUGUUCCAAUUCCACCAGCUGCAUGACGGUGUCCUGCCCAAGGCAGCGCUACAUUGCCAACUGCACUGUGCGGGACCACAUCCACUGCUUGGGUAACCGUACUUUUCCGAAAAUGCUUUACUGCAACUGGACUGGAGGUUAUAAGUGGUCUACUGCUCUGGCUCUGAGCAUCACCCUUGGUGGGUUUGGAGCGGACCGCUUUUACCUGGGUCAGUGGCGAGAAGGCCUUGGCAAGCUCUUCAGCUUCGGGGGCCUGGGAAUAUGGACUCUGAUCGAUGUGCUGCUCAUUGGGGUUGGCUACGUGGGGCCUGCGGAUGGCUCUUUGUACAUUUAGCUGUGAUUAUGUGCUUCGGAGAGGAGCAGUGCUUGGAAAACAUCCUCUUAGCUGUAGUAGUCAGUGUGCUGAGUGGUGUAUUUUGUAUGUUUUAAUGUACAGCAUCUGUACUUUGCCUGCCUUGAUGAAGGUAAAAUAAAAAACACUGAACCAUG
Molecule: messenger RNA, 933 nt
Organism: Phacochoerus africanus (Common warthog)
Lineage: Eukaryota; Metazoa; Chordata; Mammalia; Artiodactyla; Suidae
Gene: TM2D3
Product: TM2 domain containing 3
Exons: 6
Coding region: 20-778 (252 amino acids)
Source: RefSeq, a predicted model, not a curated record